GAAAGACUUGAGUUGUGAAUAAUCAAAGAAGAAGGAGCGUCGCUCGCUAGGAAAGGAAACCUUGAAUCUUCCUCUGGACGUUGUCCAGAUGGCAUCUUCGAUAGCUUAUAUUUUUUAAUCGUAAACCCUCCAUUGUCUAAAUGCCUGUUUUUUUCAACUGAAAUUUUGAGUGUAGUGGAUAGCAAGUCUAAGCCUAUGGAUGUUAAUGGACUAAUAACGAAGGUGACAUGGAAGAUUGAAGUUUUGAGUGAUGUUGGUAGUAAGUCUAUGGGUCUUAAUAGACAAUUAACGAAGGUCACAUGGAGGAUUGAGAACUUCUCCAGUAUUAAAGACUACAAGCUCUGCUCUGAAAGUUUCACUGUCGAUGACAGUAAAUGGCAACUUAUUAUCUACCCACGGGGGAACAAUGUGGGUUUUUUGUCAAUUUUUUUACGUGUUGCAGAUUCUGCAGCUUUGGCUUCCGGAUGGACUAGAUAUGCCCAUUUCGGAUUUGCAGUCAUCGACCAAUUCGAUCGUGAAAAUUCCAAAACACUAGCCACUAAGAAAGAGUUCAACGCGAACUACCCUAUUCGGGGCUUCGGUUCAUUCUUACCUCUUACUGAAUUACGCAACCCUAAAAGAGGCUAUCUCCUCAAUGAUGCAUGCUUGGUUGAAGCCUACGUUUUCACUGGUCGGACUGUAGAUAUGAUUUCACAUGAAUUUAUAGUCAAAACUGAUUUGGAUAAACGUAAGACCAAGGAAGGUGAUUGUUUUAAGGCAGCCAUAGGCAACCAGAAAACUACAACCACCAAACCAGUAGAAGUCAUUAAUCCUUCACCAACUCUGGCCAUUGAACUUGAACAGCCUGCUGAGGAAGACAUGAACACAUUCUUCACUAGCUUAGAGUCCGAGCUUUCAAGCUCUGGAAUUGUUUAUUCUAAAGAAGAAGUAAAGGAAGCACUGGCUAAAAUAAACGAAGCCUUGAAUAUGACCCCAGUUGAUCUUAACGAUUCAGGGAAGUUUUCUCCACUUAAGCAGGCAUUCAUGAUCCUAGCUAGUUUUGAUUGUUCCUCCACCACCCUUACAAUUGAGCAAACGAAUGAGUUGUUGGGCUUGGAGGAAAGAUUGAAAGAACUAGCUAACCGAGCAGCGAAAGCAGUGCAGGACAAGAAUCAACUUGCUGCGAAGGAAUCUAUCAAGUGGACAAUGACUCGUAGUUUGGAGAGUAGCCUUAUCAGAUAUAAUGAGGUCGAAACAGAGGUGAAACAGGUGGAUCAAAUACUUGCUGCCCUCCAUGAGGAAGUUGUAGAAGCACAAAAGAAAAGGGAGAAGAUGUUGGCUGAACGAAAUGGGAUAUACAGAAGUUGCAAGGAAAUGAAAAUGAAGUUGGAUGCAUUGGGAAAGGAAUGGGCAGUGUAUGAGGCCACUGCCAGGGUUGGUGAGGACGAAGAGAAGAGUGUUGAGGCUGAAUGGGGAAGAAUCAAAGAUUUCAUGUCUUCCAUUAACGGAAAGAUUUAAGAACUGUAGAAGGAAUUUUAUAGGAUUGGUAUUUUGAGCUAGAUAUGCAUCUUAAUUUGUGUAAUUGGUUUUGCUUUUGUCUAAUAUUGUGUUUAAAAUAUUUUCUAGAAAUUAUGUAUUUUCUAAAUUA
Gossypium raimondii (Peruvian cotton) is the source of this 1627-nucleotide messenger RNA. Its product is annotated as MATH domain and coiled-coil domain-containing protein At3g58270. The transcript has 4 exons. Bases 196 to 1497 code for a protein of 433 amino acids. The record is from RefSeq and is a predicted model, not a curated record. Gene Ontology annotation, molecular function: protein binding. Lineage: Eukaryota; Viridiplantae; Streptophyta; Magnoliopsida; Malvales; Malvaceae.